CGGACUUUGUCCUGAGCUUCAUCUUCAUCGUCAUCGUCAGUCACUUUGCAUGUCGCGGUCAUGUCAGAGCACAGAGCGGCCAUGUCGUCAACGCCGCCGCAUUUCCUCAACUUUAAUGACCUUGCCUGUGAGAGCGUCGGUGCCAAGGUUUUGUUUGCCACUGAUGAAUGGUUCGCUCCAGCUGCCAACCUGCUCAAGCGAGAGCCUCCUCAGUUCAUCGCGUCCGCCUUCACCGAGUACGGGAAGUGGAUGGACGGCUGGGAGACGAGGAGGAAACGAACACCAGGUCACGACUGGUGUGUGAUCCAGUUGGGGGUUCCGGGCCUAGUGUACGGUGUGGACGUGGACACGUCUUUCUUCACAGGGAACCACCCACCCCACAUGUCCAUCCAGGGGGCGUGUCUUGACGAAGAACCCAGCUUCUGCCUGGAGGGAGACAGAACCGGCAUGGCCGCCUCCGACAGCCAGCUGACUGCCGUCGCCAAACUGGGAUCAGAGGCAUGGCCAGAGUUGGUGGGCCUGUCCGAGCUGAAGCCAGGUUAUCCAGACAGUUGCCAUAACUACUUUCUGGUCCACUUCCCACACAGAGUCACACACCUGCGCCUCAACCUGUAUCCUGGUAUACACACACACACACACACACGCACACACACACGCACACACACAGUCAGAUGUCAUGCUAGGUCAAUGUCAUCAGAUGGAGGCGUGGCCAGAUUGCAUGUGUUUGGAGUUGGCCAAAAAGAUUUGUCCGCAGUUUCGUCCAAUCAGGACAUCGACUUGCUCUCUCUGGUCAAUGGAGGAGUCUGUCUUGGCUUUAGUGACGCCCACUUUGGCCAUCCACGCAAUAUGAUUGGGAUGGGUCGGGCCGCCAACAUGGCUGACGGCUGGGAGACGGCGCGCAGACUGGAUCGCCCCAAAAAGUUGCAGGCGGACCAGCACGGCAUCCUGCAGCUUCCUGGUUACGAGUGGGCGGUGUUUCGUUUGGGUCACAUGGGGGUCAUCCGUGCUGUGGAGGUGGACACCGCCCACUUUAAAGGUAACUUCCCUGACUCCUGCAGGGUGGAGGUGUGCACUCUGACCCCUGAGGAGGAAGCUAAGUGCCUCGGGACAAGUUGGAAUUCUGGGAAAUGGCGCAUCCUGCUCCCACCACAGAAGCUCCGUCCUGACGACAAUCACGUGUUCAACAUGGAGGACACACACUCGCCUGCCACUCACGCCCGCCUCAUCAUCGCUCCAGAUGGAGGAGUCAGCCGCUUGCGACUUUGGGGCCAACCUGUCUUUGAGACAACAGCUCGCUCUAAACUCUGAUGGGAGGGGUAAUACCUGCAACAAUCACUUCCUGUUGACCUUUCAAAUUAAAAGUCUACACCGUCCUGACA
Messenger RNA from Dunckerocampus dactyliophorus (ringed pipefish), 1379 nucleotides. It is a transcript of the gene allc, whose product is annotated as allantoicase. Gene Ontology annotation, molecular function: allantoicase activity. Gene Ontology annotation, biological process: allantoin catabolic process. NCBI's taxonomy places the organism in Eukaryota, Metazoa, Chordata, Actinopteri, Syngnathiformes, Syngnathidae. The record is from RefSeq and is a predicted model, not a curated record. The transcript is spliced from 10 exons. The coding region runs from base 61 to 1308 and encodes 415 amino acids.